This is a messenger RNA of Cannabis sativa, 1680 nucleotides long. RefSeq lists its product as uncharacterized. The transcript has a single exon. NCBI's taxonomy places the organism in Eukaryota, Viridiplantae, Streptophyta, Magnoliopsida, Rosales, Cannabaceae. The record is from RefSeq and is a predicted model, not a curated record. The coding region runs from base 211 to 1425 and encodes 404 amino acids.
UUUUUAAAAAAAAAAAAUUGAAAAGAAUUUAUUUAUUUAUUUGUUUUUUUUUGAAAAGAAAUAGAAAAAGUAGUUCCUCGGAAUUGAUAGGUUUCUUGUGAAUGAAGUAAUAAUGAUGAUUGGAUUUGGGAAAUUGGGAUCGAUGAGAGAUGACUGUGUCUUAGUUAGGAAGAAGAAGAAAUCGGUGGUGGUGGUGGUGGUUUUGUAAAAAUGGAGGACGAGAAGAAGAAGACCUCUUUUCCCUCCAAUUACGUCACUCUGUGUCAACUUCAGGAGCGUUGGCUCAAAGAAAAGCAAUUAAAGCAACAACAAGAGCAAGAUCACCACAACGCUGUCACUCGGACAGUAUCGGAGAUCGUUGUCAUCGGAGGAGUUGAUAGUGCUGAUCAAGUGGGAGAAGAAGGCGAGGAAGCUAAGUCGAAGAAGAAGAAGAAGAAGAAAUGCAAGGGAAACAAGCUUCAGAAAGAGGUAGUCGGAGAGGGGAUUGAGGUGCAGUUUCCUUUGGCGAAUGACGAGAAGGGAGAGAUGAAAAAGAGAGGAAAUCAAAGAAGCAGACCAAAGAAAGGUGAAUUUAGGGCAGAGCGGGCUGAUAUCGAUACGAAAUUCAGGGUUUCGUCUGCGAUGGUAGAGAAGGAGGUUGCAGGAAAGGAAGUUGUGGUGCAGACGCCAUUGACGGAAGGGAACAGGAAAGACAUAUCAGGGAUGAGGAACCGAAGAAUCGGAAAAAUUUCGACUCGUAUCAAAGCAAAGGUUGGGGAUUCGUCUAUGAUUUAUGUUAGGGUUGAAAAGGGGAUCCCUGAAAACGAAGCUGUGGCGGUGAAUGUGAAUGUGAAUGAGAAUGGCGAGAAAGAACAAGUGUCAGGGAGAAGAAGCACAGAAAGUAGAGGUAAAGGUAAAACUAAAACUAAAACUAAAACUAGGGCAGAGAGCAGUAAUUUGAAUCAGAGAGCUCAUAACAAAUCAGUGUCUGCAAGUGCAAAUGGUAGGAAAAUUUAUCUCACCUUAGAAGAGGGGCAUUCAGUAAACCAUGGAAGCAGAAGUGAAAAUCAGGCAGAGGGCAGUGAUUUGAAUCACACAGCUGAUGUUGUUCUCAAACUUGGGGGUUUGCCUGGAACCAGAAGUGACUUAAAGGCAGAGAUUGAGAACAAUGGUUUUGAUCAGAUUGAUACUAUCGUACCUAAAUUUAGUGUUUUUUCUCUAAAUGGUGGAACUGGGGAAAAUGGUAAUGGGUUAAGGAGAACAAGCGCCCAUCACUAUCGUGGUUAUCGGGAGUCCAGUAGAUAUGGGUAUAAGAGUUUCCCUGGUCGCGCAGUACAUAAACUAGAAAAUACUCGAAUGGUUUGGAUGAAGAAAGAAGAGGUCUCUGGUGGUAAUGUAUCUGGAACUCAAAAACCAAGCAGCCGUCGUCCUAAUUCUGGUUUCUAAACUCUCUCUAUAUAUAAUUUAUAUCUAUCUCUGUCUGUAGUUUUUGUAGUUCAAUUACAGUAAGAUUGUGAAUUAAAGGCUUUGGCAAUGUGAUGUCUCGUGUUUUGAUUUUAGUUUAAUUAAAUUAAAGGCUGAAAGCCGAUUAGUCCUACUAUAUUGUAAGUAUAUGGUGAUUGUGAAUUAAUUAGGGACUUGUUUUGUCGGAUAUAAACUUGGCAGCUCAGUCAUGUGAUUAUCCCAAACCAGCAUGAUGUA